Molecule: messenger RNA, 30599 nt
Organism: Porites lobata
Lineage: Eukaryota; Metazoa; Cnidaria; Anthozoa; Scleractinia; Poritidae
Source: the annotation of a GenBank genome assembly
AUGCCAUCAAGAACUGAGGGGUUUGGUUUGACAGCAUUAGAGGCCAUGUCAGCUGGUCUUCCCAUUCUAGUUAGUGGAAACUCCGGAUAUGGAAAAGCACUGCGUGGUCUUCCAAUGGGUGAGUCUUUUGUGAUCGACUCUGAUGACCCCAAGGAAUGGGCAAAGGCAAUUGCAGCCAUCCGUCAAAAAUCAAGGACACAGCGGCUUGAGGAAAUCCAAAGACUGCGAAGAAGUUAUGAUGAAAGAUUCUCUUGGGACAGACAGUGCCAGGCCCUUGUUGCCAGAAUGUGGAAGAUGGUCUAUGGUAAGAAAUCAAAUUUACCGAUAGAAAAGUAACGAUAAUAAUAAUAAUUAGUACUUGAAAAUGUUAAAAUGCAUAUCUUAUCAGGAUUAUCCUUCAUUUGACCUUCUUCUUUCAUCACUGUAUGGCCAUGGCUUCUGCAAUAGCGAGUGCAUAAAUACAUUUUUACUAUGUUAUGUUUCGUGGUCCACGUGCAUCGCUAUUGUCGUUAGCCUUUUUAACCUUAAUGUUAGCAUUCACACUCUCCACACUGUUCUCCAUACAUAUCUUGUGUUACUGAUGAGGAGAAUUUGUUUAAUAAUCAAGAUCUUUUUUACCGGCUUAUCAAUUCUAUUCUUUAAAACUUUUAUGUAUAAUUUUAUAAAAUGUUGGCUACACUUGAAGGAGUUAACGAUAAAAGAAAAUUAAAAUCUAUAACAUUGCGAUACAUCAAAGUCGUCUGAUUUCUAUUCAUAUUCGGCAGCAAUUUUGGGGUUCUCUUGUAUAUAAAAAGAAAAUAACAAAAAAAGCCCAGCCAAACUUUUGGGUCAUAACUUAUAACAAAAAAUGAAUGGAAGCCUUAAAGGUUGGAAUCUUCCUUUUUUUAAGUGACAUUUUUUUGUUAUAAUCAACACUUUUUUUUAAUUUACAGGUCUUGAAAAAAACAAAGAAGGUGACUUUCCACCGAACGACUGUGAAAAAGUUGCUGCAACAGGACCGAUGGCAGGUAAGAGUGAGGUUAUUUUCUUCUGUUGAACAAGGGUGCUUUCGAUUAUUCGGAUGCUUUUAGCUUUUCAAUGUUUAGUGUAGCAUCUCCGAGUAAACUGACGUAUAUGUAAAAUAACUGUUUCCCUCUCCCGCUUACAGUCUCCCUUGCUUGCUGGGUUGGAAUCCCAGUUUAUCUAGUCUUAAUAGCGAUGUAACUAUCAUAGACUGAAAUAUCAGUCCCUAAAGCUCCUGUCUUCCUUGCUCUUUUGUGCGUUGUUGCUCAGGGCUCCCAUUGAUAACAGACAGCUUUUUGCGUCUGAAGGGGCUACCCUGAGCGGUAUAAAUUAAUAAAGGUUCUUCUUCUUCUUUUUCUUCUUGUUUCCCUUGCUCGCUGGGUUGGAAUCCCAGUUUGUCUAGUUUUAACGAUGAUUUAACUAUCAUAGACUCAAAUAUUAGUCCUGAAAGCACCUGUCUCCCUUGCUUGGAAUCCCAGUUUAUCCAAUUUUAAUAGUAAGUUUUAACUAUCAUGGAUUACAAUAUCAGUCCUGGGAGCACCUGUCUCCCAUGCUUGCUGGGUUGGAAUCCCAGUUUAUCUAGUUUAAUAAUGAUUUAACUAUCCUAGACCGAAAUAUCAGUCCUGGGAGCUCCUGUCCCCCUUGCUUGCUGGGCUGGAAUCCCAGUUUAUCUGGUUUUAAUUGUAAGUUUUAACCAUCAGACACUGAAAUAUCAGUCCCGGGAGCUCUUGUCUCCAGUGCUUGCUGGGUUUGAAUCCCAGUUUUACAGGCCAGGCCAUUUAAAUUCACUGCUAAUUUUAAACUUUACAGGUGUUGAAAAAACCCAAGAUGACCUUCCACAGAAUGGUUUUGAAAAAGAUGCUGCAACAGCACCGAUGGCAGGUGAUGUCAUUGUUUGCUUUGUCAAUUAAACCAAAGCCAAAAUAUAUUUUUGCGGUAGAGUGCAGUUACUUUGUUCUUUUAAAACCACAGUAAUUUUUCUGAAAUUGUCGACUGUUGUAAGUUUCAGACUAGUGCACUGUGCUGCACCUGUUUUAUGGAACUCGCUGCCAUUAACUAAAAGAAGAAGUAGGAGCCAUUUUUAAAAAGAAUCUUAAAACAUUUCUUUUUAGGAAAGCUUAUACUUUACUAGAAUAACUCUGAAGUUUAGUGCUUGAAUAUUUUAAUUUUAAUUUUGUAUAGAAUUUUAGACUUUUUAGUUUUUCGCAUAGCAUGGAAUUUUUUUAUUAUUAUUAUUAUCGUUAUUAUGAGCUUUUUAGGAACUUAAUGUGAAGCGCUUUUGAAUAUUUUAUAGUUCUAGCACCAUACAAAUUCUUUAUCAUUAUCAUUAUCAUUAUCAUCAUCUCCUACAAAACUGGCGUGAAAUAACCUCUAUCUUAUUUUGUCUUUUUCAUCUUCCGCUUUCAGGUGAACUCAUUUUCCGUACACUUCAACAAAUCCUGCUGCAAGCACGCACAGAGUCCAGCAAGACUGAGCUUUCGCAGGCGUUAAAGAAGACUGCGUUGGAAAAAGGUUUUGCGAUAUCUGACAAUCAAGGAGAGGGGAACUGCAUGUUUUUUGCACUUUCAGAGCAGCUUGACCUCAUCAAAGGAAUUCAAAUCUCCCAUGAUGAGUUACGCCGAACUGUUGUACAACACCUUCGGGAAAACCCCAGGCUGGUAAGUAUCUUAUUACCUUAUUAGGGUGCACACAUUUGCAGUAUACGAGCAUAGCUGUGGCAUUUGCCCGCUACAUUGUUUUAAUUCCUCUUAAAGUUAAAAACAAUAAGGCCCUGUCCACACGUAUCCGAAAUACGCGUCCACACAAAGCGUAUUUGAAUCUUUUUCGCCCGUCCACAUAAAAACGCUAAAAUGAUUGAAAUACGAUAGCAGCCAUUUACAGAGCAUGCGCAGUGUUGUAUUCUAAAUCCUCUGUAUUCGUCCAUCCGCACGUCGGUUUCUAAAAUCUCCACUCUUUGGACCAUUUAUGAAAACCUGCUUCUUCGGCGCCCGAAAAUGCCGAUCACGUGUAGACGGAAGGCUAAAAUGGACAAAUAAAUCUCCGAUUUAAAAAAUCUAUGCAUCCGGAUAUGCGUGGACGGGGCCUCAAAUUCCUGCAAUUGAAUGUGACGGCUUUACGGGUAUGCUGCAAAUGAAUCCACCCUUUAUGAGCAAAACAUCAGCUCUGCAUGAGCAUCACGCUUGUUUGUACUUUGCUUCGUCGUUCACUGCACGACUGCGACGCAAAACGUCUGUAUGCGACGUUUUGUGGAGGGCGCCGAACCCCCCACAGUGACUAAAUGAGCGCGAUAAAUUUUGAGAGAACGCACAUUCUUUUCCCAAGUUACUUUUCGAGUCGGAGGCAUAAGUGGAUACCGAGAAAUUUUUUUAUUUGUUUUUCUCGGCUCGAUCGUCAUGCUCAUGUCCUAUUUUAUUUUUCAACUGUACGGUAUUUUGCUUAACUUGAAAUGUCGACCAACACCAGUUUUGUGUGAACAGGAUAUGACUACAUACUGGUUUUAAAGUCGCAAUUUCCAAACUCACAUUAUUUUAACAGUAAACAUCCCUUCCCUCCUCUCUCUCUUUCUCUCUUACACGUGUAACGGACACCACCCUAAAACCUACUCCAACUCCCUAAAAGUGUUGGUCCCUGCCGUUCUUAACUGUUGGUUUUUUUUUUUGACAUUUUUUAGGAGUAGUAUAGGUCACAUAGGUUAGACCCCUUUUUGUAGUCGAAUCUUGUUACUGUGAAGUUACGUCGAUGACAUGACAUCUUUAUCUCAGCAAUAAAAUGCGGUGGAAUCUCAUCAAGAUAACGUCACGAGCUAUUUUUAUGUAGUAUUUAGUAUAUCCAAUUAUUCUUAUAUUGAUGAUGUAACUUGUUGGGAUCUUGUCCUUAUUUUGUGAGAAUGAUGUGGUAGAUCAUUCUAAAUUAUGUGCGUCAUGUUUUUAAUUAUUUGGUCAUGAAGACACCUCUAAACCAUGACGCCUUCAUUGUCCAUUGCAGACAACUUAAUCUGUCUUCACACUAUACCGUAUAGUUUUUUCGCGGGCACGAGAAUCAUACCGGAUGGGGUUUCAGUUCACACAUAAGAACGGUGAUUUCGGCGCGAUUUCUGUUAAACGGAGAGAAGCUGUGCUGCACCGAUCUCUUAAGUGGAGAGUCACAUAUCGGAUACGAUGUUCAUACUAUACUGGAUGGCUUUUCGUGUCGUCACCAAAGCUUAUCUGGUAUAGUAUGAUCAUAGCUUUAUUGUUCUGGUUCCGGUUCACUGAUUCUUGGCGCGCAAAGGAGAUAAAGACGUCAUCGACGUUAAUUCAUUUCACUUUAGAAAAGACGUCUACCUGGCUCCUCCUAUACUACUAAGGUCAACAAAUCUCUGCUUUAAUACUUUAAUAGGGAUACUCCUAAAACAGUGUACACUAUACUAGUGCUGAUACCAGUGGGGUCAGCCUUAGAGAGAACAAACAACGCGGCUGUCUAAAUAAAAUACCUUCUACAAAAGCACUCUACCUUUUUCUCUAUUAACUACAGUAUUUUCUUUCUUUCUUACAGCCGGAUGGGACAGAACUGUUUCAUUUUGUUGAUGGAUAUCCAUCUUGGGAUGCCUACCUCACAAGUAUGAUGGCAGAUGGUACAUGGGGUGAUCACGUGAUUCUACACGGCGCGGCAAACUGUUUUCAAACGUGCAUCCACGUGAUCAGCAGUCUGCGGCAUCGCCAUGACGUAAUGAUCUGCCCAGAGUAUGAUGUUGCUGGUCGCAACCGGCUUGUGCUGGGUCACCUGCACGAGCUUCACUAUGUUAGCCUUAUUCCACAUAAAGGAGGUAAAGAUGUCUGAUUAUACUGUGAUUCAAGAGUUGCUAACUCGCGUUAUGAAAUGGAAGACAUUUGAGUGGAACAUUUGACCUUAAUUGUGGCACCUCAUUUGCAAAGAUGUUGGAAGAAAUAAGAGGUCUAUUUUUUCACAUGUACAGGUUUUAAUCCGUCAAUUUUCUUAUGACUGUACAAUUAGCCGUUUUAAUAGUGAAAACUAAAAACAUUUUCUGCCUAAAAAAAUUCAUGCAGCCUCCUCAAUUUCUUCGAUAAAUUACUGUAGUUUUCUUAAUAGAACUUGGUUUUUAGGGCCAGCAUCUUGCCUGCAGUCCCCUGUAAAUACUCCACCAUUAGACCCUAUUGUUGUAAAAAUCCUUGGAAAAUACGCGUACUAAUGAUUACCUAGUUUCUCUCUCUUUGAGUCAUGUCGCUGAUGAUUAUGACUGUGACUGUAGCGUGUGAACACUCGGUUUUAACGUCUGUCAGUAUACAGGUCAAAAUUUUUUUCCUAGCAAUUUCAUUAGCAUUUAGAGGUUAAGAACAAUUUUUGCUCCAGUUGUUCCUUGCCUGCAGUCUUUGAAAAUAUUCAGUGUCAGGUUCCAUACUGAGUAGAAUUUAUUCGUUUAGGAUCAAUCCUUUUUUAAGGUAUUCCUUACCACAGAACUUAGUCAAAGACGUUUCUAAUCGAGUUCUUUAAGAAUUGUUCCUGUUUCUGGUGCGCUUCUAUCAAUCUGUAAUAUUUUCAGCCUCGAAUAACUCUUUCAUUGACAAGUUAUUCAUGUUUAACACUAAUUUCUGAAUGACAGCAAUCCUUAACUAGCUUGCGAAUACAGAAGCCUCUAAUUACGCCUCGUCGCUGUGGAACACCAAUUCCUUACCAUAUUAUGUAAGUAUUCCAAUAGAGUAGAAGUAAGUUAUCAGAGUAUUUUUCUUACCAUUGUAUGUUAAUAUAUUACCAAGGCCACUGCCUCUAUUUUGGUACAUAGGUUAUAGUAAAAUUAGUUAGGUUUAAAAAAUGUGUCAUUCUACCUACUUAGUGAGAGUCUUUUUAUAAUUUGCUAUAGUGUAUUAACUAAUAAAUUAAAACGUACUAGUGUUAGGGCGCCGGACCGGUUAUUUCGUAAUUGAAAUAGGCUUUUUAAAGGAGUUUUGGUUAAAAUUAAUACAUAUCAACCCAUGCAUAUUAUUCACAAAUUGACUCAUCUCAGGCUGGACAUUUUCAGUUAAGAGAGUAGUUCUCAUUACAACGUGGAGGCGUGUGUGACUGAGCGGUUAACACCUCGAACUCUGGAUCUCUCGUUGAUUCCUUAGACAAGGAAUUUUACUCCACUUUGUUGUCUCUCUUCGCCCAGAUGUAUAAUGGGUACCGGCGACAUACUGCUGGGGGGUCAUCAUCAUCAUCAUUAUCAUCAUCAUCAUCAUCUUUAUUUAAUCACGGAAUCUCAUUCAUAAAAAUGCUCUUCCAGAGACCCGUGCAAAAAUCAUGCAAUAAAAUAACAUUAGAUAAGUAUAGUUAUUAAAACGGUUCUAAAAUUACAAAUGCGAGAGAAAUAAUUUCAAGCUUGUGUGUCCUUUUACGACGUUUGAUAGACUAUUCCAGAGAACCGCUCUUCUAUAGUGGAAGCUGUUUUUUUUUUUUUUCAGGCUCAGUAUACAGUCUUGGUACAAACAAAUUAUGUUUUGAGUUCCUUAGAUUAUAGGAGUACAUAGAGUUUGUACCAUUAAAAAUUUGAGCCAAAUUAUCUGUUGCAAUGUGAUUUUUCAAUUUAUACAUUAUUGUGGCUAAUUGCCUUGUCCUUCGUGUCUCAAGAUUAUCCCACCCAAGUUCGUCCAGUAUCUCAACUGAUCGCCUAUCGUAACUAGACGAAGUUACCACUCUGGCAGCUCUGUUUUGGAGGGUCUGGGGUCUGUUACGCAUCCCUUCCCCACAGCUCCCCCACACUAUACUACAAUAAUCGAAAUACGAUAGUACAAUGGAUUUGAACAUUGUAAUUAGUGUAUGAUAAGGCAUGAGAUGCUUUACACGUCUCAAAACUCCAAUUCCUCCAGAAGCUUUCUUAGCAAUUUUUUCUACAUGAUCUCUCCAAGUUAAUGAUUGAUCUGUUUCAACACCAUGAUAUUUAUAACCCUGCGAUGGACUAGGAUCCCGACCAGGGGGGAGUAGCAAUACCUCUAGGCUUGCUUCAUGCUAAGCAAACCGGUAUAAGCUCCGGCCGUGUGGGCCUUUGGCUCGUGUGCUCCUUUACCUUACCUUUUCCUCACUACCACGGGAGCGGUCUGGCUGCCGGUCAAUUCUGACAAAUGAACAGUGCACUUUACCCCUUAGUUGAAAACACUACUAAUAAUACUUUGUGCUACAGACAUCUUGAUCUCAUGCAUGCUCCAGUUUCCUAGUGAUUUUUGCUAAAAUAAAGUUGAAUAAAGUACUCUAUUCUAUUAAUUAAGAAGCAAAUUAGAAAAACUGUAAUCAGUUUGAAACUUUAUAACGUGAAAAGAUUGACCACUGUAAAUAUACUAAUUUGACAUUUUUGUAAAUAAAGAUCUCUGUUUCAAUUUAAUUUAUACAUUAAAUAAGUGUCUAAACAAGUCUAGUUAAUCCCUCAAUUAGCCAUUGAAUGGAGGUCCCAGUCGCGAAUAAGGACCCUACUUCCCUUCAUAUCACGAAUCAUGUAUCUAACAUCCAUUAUUGCAGAAAAUUAUCUCCAGGAUUACGAUCAGUUAGUGUCAGCUCUCGUCCGGUUUCAGUUCAUGUUCAGUUUCUGAGCGUUGACAAGAUUGCGGGUAAAGCUUUAAAACAAUCUUAGAAACGCAUCAGCCCAGCCUGAGAAAAUGCGUUCAAGAUCAUUCUUUGGCAUGUUACAACGUGGGUCACUAUAUGAAUAGAUAUAUUAGCAGCUAAAUUCGAUUCGGUUUUUUCACGAAUACCACGAAUCAGGGACCUCAAAAUUAAGUGAUAGUGCGUCAUGCUAGACCGGAAAUUCACGGAUCACAGCAUUUCGAGCUCUCUAUAUGAAAGUCAAACGGACUUAGAGACACAGGACAAGAUCGCAAAACCUAAGCCAAACAAACAAACACACUAGGACACAAACUAUAGCACAAGUAAGUAAGUAUCGGUAAGUAAGUGAGUAAGUAAGUAAGUGUCGAAUCGGGUGGAUGUAAUAGUAAAUAGAGCAAAACCGGGUGGGCCUACUAAAGCGUACAGUUGGUAGCAAGAACAGAGAAAUUUUCUCCAUGCUCUGUGAGUCCUUGGUAAUAUCGGUCCUGUCCGGCGGGCAAGGCGAAACGAAAAGAGACUUCGUAAGAGAAAAUGUAUGAGAACUGCAAAAAUUGGGCCUGAUCUCAGGUUAUAAUCAGCCUUGCUUCUUUUGCUCCACUCUUUUUUGAUAGUCUCACAGUUAGAGCAGAGGACACUGUCCUGUCACGAGUCUAUCUUAAGUAUGUCGGCGUUAUGCUCGAUCCAUACCUCUCGUGGAAUGACCACAUAGACUACAUCGGGCGCAAAAUAUCGGCAAAGCUCGGCAUGCUUCGUAAAGCGCGCAAGGUCAUUCUGCGUGGGUCGUGAAUCGUAUUUAACACUUAAUAACGCCAUGAAACUUCCAGUAUUCUAGCCUGCGAACCGCAGACGUAUUUCCGGUCGUCGCCUCUCUCCCUCCGAAAAAUUUUUCGGAGGGAGAGAAGCGACGACUGGAAAUACGUCUGCUGUUCGCAGGCUACCAGCAUUCGACUGUUGCGCUGUUGUAUGGUACUCCUGCAGUAAGGCUGACCGUGAGCACUUGGAUAAGCCACAUAGGCGUGCCGCCAGUAUUAUCGAAGGCUACACAGUUUGACAAUCGCAGAUAUCCCACACUUUCGGUUGGCCUACGCUCCAGUCCCGCCGGGACUAUCUAAAGUGCAUGCUGCUGUUUAAGAGCGUUCAUGGCCUGGCUCCAGCAUAUUUACUUAGUUUAGCCACUCGCGUGAUUUCCAUUCUUAUAACACGCGCUAUAGAGAUUUGCUCCGUCUGCCAUCACUAGCUAGAUCUGGAACUCUUCCUCUGGCCCUGAGGAGCCAUUAUAGUCUAAAGAAGUUUAGGUUUGGCCUCAAAAGGCACCUUAGAUCCAAGCCAAAUUGAGCCUUCAAUACUUUUCCUAUACUUUACAGUUCUUCCAUUUUUUAUCUGUUAGUGUUACUGUCUUUUGUAUAUUUUUUCUUUUCAUCAGGACCCAAUUCAAACCAGCCUCACUCAACUGGGCACCCCUGAAUAAAUAUUGUUCAAAAUAAAAUAAAAACCAUCUCUUUUCUUAUGGUCCGUUCCCGUUGUUCCUUCUGGUCGUCACGCUUCCGCUUCCGGCUUCAUGCUUUAAACAAUUGGGUAGAAAGAAUCUAGGCCCUGGGAACGAGGGGAUCAGGAAUGAACUGGAAGUUAGCCAAGAUUUCAUUGCAUUCCGUGAAAGAAGCAAAAAAAGAGCAAUCAACAUAUUAAGACGAAAACCAUCAAACCGUUUCUUCCUCAGAUCAGCAGCCUUAGGUAAGAGUUGUAUAUUACAUAUAGAAUGCUUCAUAGAAAGUGCCUAGUUAUGGUAUUUCAUACGACCGAGUUGCUUGGUUGAAGUAUGGAAAAUCUCACUUCCUGUGUGCUUUUGUUAUAUACAGUACUCAUUCCAUGGUUAUUUGAGUUUGAACUCGAACUUGAAAGUUUUUAAGGUAUGUAAUUCGACCAAGUUGUUGAGGUAUGAGAAAGCUCACUCCCUGCGCUUACUCGUGUCUGCAGCUCGUGUUUAGUGCUCGUUCCAUUGGUUAUUAACUUUAGAAUAUUUUCCCGGCCACUUAUUUUCAUCUCUUUGAAUGACAAGCAUGCUCUUUGUUAUUCCUCGUUCAGCUUUAAAGCGGAAAUGAAGUAGCCAAAUGUACGUAAGGGUGCAUUCGAUUGACUUUAUCUGGAAUAGGAAUGCAUAGAAUAACCGUUCAAAUGACCUGUUAUUUCAAUUGCGGAAGUGGAAGUAUAUCAGAGACCUUAAGAUAUGCCUUUUCCUAAUGUAUGGGUAUCGAUAGAUUUCCUGGCCUAUCACUAGCCAUAAAUACCGGCGGACCACCCUACCCAGGAGAAAGAGCUAAGCUUCAGGGUGUAAUAAUGAUUGUAUUGCCCCAGGGGGUACCCCAGAUUUAAAGCAGGGUCGUAAUAUGGUAUAUGGGCUCAGGGCUCGAAGCCCAAAAUUUGAUUGGGAUCAGGGCUCAGAGGAAAGGGCUCAGGGCUCAGAAGAAUGAGAUCAGGGAUCACAAGGCUUUUGAGCCCGAAUCAGGGAUCAGAUUUAUUACACGGCCUAAAAAUCUCUUAUCACAAUAUUUUUCCGCAUAAUAAGGUUUGUGUCCAUAGAAUUUCCUGUCCGAGGUACAUUACCUAUUCUUGCUUCCGGCUGGCGGCAGUUCCAGUCAUACGAAGUCCUGGUUGUUUGACGAAAACACGGUAUCAUAUUCUUAAUUUAUCAUUAAGUCGUGAGGGCACCGUAAUAUGAAUCUCAAGUCACUUUUCUCGCUUUGUAACGCAACUCCUCAGCACGCUGUCAACGCCAGAAGGCAGAGAAAGCGACUUAUACAUAUCUUUUUUUGCGAGAAAUGGGAGGAAGAAAAAGGACAAAAAAGAAAUCCUGUGAAAGGGAAAGGUACGUAAGUACUUCUUUGAUUUACUCCUGGCAAGGGUCCAAGCAUAGAGUUUUUCGGCCGAUCAAACAUAUCAAUACCGCCAGGACAAUAGACAAACCGAUUCAUUGAAAGCGGAAUUUACUGUAUAGGACUGUAUAGGUCCCAAUUGCCUCAUCGCCUCAAGUAAGUCACAAGGCGACCAUAAAUCGAGGUUCGUAUUUUUUGACCAGUAACUUAACCCUUAAAAGUACUUAGAUAAUAAGAAUCGACAUCAAAAGUAGAAUACAAAAGUACAAUGAAUUCGCGCUUUGUUGCAAAAUAAAUGCCUUCUCGCAAUUUAACAAAUCUGCUUUAAUUGCAUGGAGCUUUGGGGGGGGUUAUCUCGAACUCUGAUGAGAAACCGAGAUCGGUUCACCUACCAGUACUAGUAUUGGGUCUGGAAAGUAAAGGACACAUCGCAUUACAUUACUGUAUAAACGAUAAAUGCUUGUAUAGUAAAUAGUCUGAAAUUACAGUGUUACAGAAUUAGUGAAAAUGAGUGGAACACCAGAGACUUACCUCGGUGACAUAAAAGUAACAAAGCCUUUAUAGUUUAUUUUCUUUAGUGUUUUUUUUAUGAAAUAAACGGUUGAAUUGGUGAAAGAAAUGUUUUAGACUAGGUAGAUGUAGCAGAGUCUGCAGGAAUUUAAUAUAUUAUAGCACUCAGCAUGAAGGGCCACCAGUAAGGGGCCCACUAUUUGAUUUUUGAGCUGGGGAUGGGUUAUUUUUUUCAUGCAAGAUUUUUUUCGAACCUCAUUCGUGCAGUAGCAAUUUUGUUUUACACAAAAUGUACAGACUUUAGCGACAAUAUUGAUCUACAAGAAUUUUUUCGGCCCUUUGGGCUAUUCGGCCUCGGCGUAUGUAAUGGUCGGCCCCGAAAGGUAUCACCACCUUAGAUUUGGAGCCUGCAUUUUUUAGUGGAGUGAGAACACCCGCUCUGAGCGACUACGCAUCGCGGCGGCCCAGCUGCCUUUUAGAAUCAAUAGAGAGGCUCUACCAAUCAUCGUUUAUCUUUUAUACCGAUCCUCAAAGCCAUUACACAGAGAAAGCUGGGUCCAAAGGAACCGGAAUGGCUUCCAAAGUCGCACGGCAAGAGUAAACCUUAAGGAAGAUAUGGACGAGGAAACGAGCGCGGAGGCAAAGGAUCGACAAAGGAAGGCAUUGCAGAGCUUUGCGAAAGAAUUCGGUCGGGGUGUAGGACAGCAACGAACAAGAGACCAAAGAAAGAGCUGGUACACUUCCACUUACUCUGAGUAUGUUCAGAGGGAAUGCGUCGGCACAUAGAGAAGUCGAUCUGCUGAAAGAGGUUUACAGGAGUGAAGGACAAACUACAGUUCAAGACGCAGCCGAAGAAUAUGAGAUUAUUUAUUCAAAAGACGACGUAGUUGCUCUCAAGCACAAUUACAAGAGGUAUAUCAUUCCUUUCUUCCAAGCAGUUCUUUUAAAAGAUCUCAUUCCUGGAAGAUCAUAUGGGUUUGAGAUGGCUGAAACAGUCAGAAGAAGAUCCCCUUGUAUACUAGACUGGGACCGUGACGAUAGAAAUUCACCUAAGUGUAUCAUCGGGAAAGCUCAAAUAAUAAAAGAUGGAAACAACUUCUGUUUGAGCUGCCUUGAAGAGAAAUGCCUAGUUGCAUUGCUCCAGGGGUCAGUUGAAUCAGAUGAUUCACCUGCGUCAGGUGGUGACGAAGAGGAAGGUGAGCAAGCUCAGGCGGACAACUUUUCAGAGCCAAUUAGAUUUGAAGCUAGAAGGAGUAGGUCUGGAAGACCUGCAACCAGAUAUGUCCCCUAACAAUCUACAAUAGUUAUUAAGCCAGGGAAAGCCAUUAAUGGGCUUGAAACAGAAAAGCUGUUAAACUGUAGAACCUGUGGCUUGCAUCAUUUAAUUUUUCUACUUCAUGUAAAGCCGGUAUUUUGCUAUUGGUAAUUGAUCGUGAUCCUCACUGUAACACACACAGAGUGAAAGAGGAAAUUCAGAUAAGACUACACUCUCACAACACCAACGGGGAUAGCAGAAUAGAAAGUCCAGAAGCUUGGUUGCCCUUAAUCAAGAAACACAGCAAUAGGAGAUCCGUACGACAGCGGACCAGUGAGGCAAAAGCUCAUACAAACAACGGAGUAAGAAAUGCACCAAUCUCAGUGGCUAAUAAUUGACCAACCAGAACCAGAGCUUGGAGUCAUAUAAGUUCACGUGUGACCAGUCGACGAAGACUAGCAAGGCAAGGUCUUUAAGUGUUGCUUUUUCUAGUGUCACAUUCGUCACUGACGCGAGUCAUGACGUCAUACUGGUACAAGGACUAUUGACUCAGAGGCCAUGAGGGCGAGAGGAAUAAUUGUAUUAGUAAAAUCCAACUAGUUGGUCAAAAAUAUCGAGAAUAAAAAAAUUUUAGCUAGUUAAAGCUAGACUUUAGACGCUAAAAAGCCCGCACUUUUCGCUACUAGUGGGCUAUAACAUAUAGCCUAGUAGUAGCUCAACCAAUUAGAACACAUCAUUGAUAAUAGACAACUAGUUGGAUUUUACUAAUAUCUAUUAUUCAAGCGUUAAUCCUUUCGUUUUUUUUUUUUCUAUCCAAUGAUUUUAUCUACAAUGGUUUUAAUUUCGUUAUUUUUUUCUAGCCGGCGAGUAACCUCUCCAUCUUGCGCCUUCUCGCUCAGUUCCCUUCACUCACCCGAAUAGGAGAGCUUGCUUGCAGGCUAUAUUUUUUCCAAUCAACUCUUGAAGUACGCAGUUGAAACGUCGCGAUCUACAUCAUUAAGUGACUGAAUCGUGAGACAAACUUUAACACUUUCUUAACAUCAAUAUUGUAGACCAGUAACACGGCCGACGUGAAAUCUUUGGUUGCAAGAGUCCCUUUGGAAAUAAAACAUCUCUUACCCACAUGCACAGAUCGGACAUUGAUUAACUGGACAAGUUAUCUGGGCAAGUAGAUGUUCUUACGGGACAGGAAUUGGAAAGCUAGAGGAAGACCUUAGUUCAGAAGUACCUUACAGUGACGUUAAUUCAACCGGGGACCAACCAGCGCUAGCUGUGUUUGCUGUUUGACUAAAUUUUAUCCAAAAUUUUGUACUUAUUCGAAUCCCAAUGCUUUCUUGUGAUUGUCUUAUAAACCUCCGGGUGGCCUUGCUCAUAUGAGCAACACUGAAAAUAAACCUUGUAAAUACUCUUGAUGAACGUUACAUCUGAAAAAAUCAAGAAUCCGCCGCAAGAUCUUUAGGGGAAGUGGACUACUUUUAAUGUGUAUAUUAACAAUAACUUACAUUGUGUAUCUUACUAAAGCUCCCGUUCAAGAAAAUCAGGUUUUAUCAUUUGUCUAGUAUCGCCAAACAUUAUAUUUAAAGUGUUUUAAAUAGAAUAAUGCAGAAACAGAGGCUGACUCAUAUUGAUCUUUAAAGCUCUGAUAGAACCUACAACUUGCCCUAAAAAUUAAAGUUAAUGUUAAUUUUCUCAUCAGCUUAUUUGAGCAUGUUCUAUAUUCUAUAUUUGGAGAUAAACAAAGUUGUCUACGUUAAACUUUUGUGUAAAAACAUGGAUGGGAUCAAUUUUUUUAUCAGGGCUCAGGGAUCAAAAUUUGGGGGAAAAUGGGGCUCAGGGAUCAAAAUAACGGCAAGAAAAUAGGGAUCAAUGGGUCCCGGAUAUACCAUGUUACGACCCUGUUAAAGCCAGCCAAAAAAAAGAUCAAAAAUCAAAAGGGCUUCCAACAACACUUGAAAAAAUCCCUGGACAAAAAAAAUUAACUCCCAAAUUCCCCUGCUGAACUGCUGAGUCUCAAUUAAUAAUUCACUAUGGCAAAAGGGAAUUCCUGAGAUAAUAAAGUUGGGCAAUAAAAACAAUAGUCAAUACAUCAACACCUUGCUGGAUAUACAGCCCCAAGUCACUACAUGUAAUUACCCUAUACAGUUGAACCUCCGGUAAGCAAUCACCCAAAAUGCAAAGGCUGAGUGGUCGCACUUGCUUUACUGAGCUUUCCUGCUGUGAAACUUGUGUCAGAGCUCAACCUGUGGCAAUUAGCUCAAAACAAGUAAUAUUUGCCCACAUACAUUCUAGCCUCAAACAUUCUAGGGCAGGGGCGGAUCCAGGAUUUUUUUUAGGAGGAGAUCCACUCAUCUCUUGCUCUACUUCAACACCAAAAAACCACAUAGUUUUUUUUUUUUGCAGAAUACCAGUUGUAUUAGAAAACCGCAGGUCACCCAAGGGUGUGGGGUGCGCACCCCCUGCACCCUCCCCCUAGAUCCGCCCCUGUAGGGCUAUAAAUAAAAAUGCACUCUUUACACAAUGAAGGCAUCGCAAAGGUUAGUCAAACAUUGAAGGGACUGUUUGGUUUAUUUCGUUGGUGGUAUUUUUUAAGGAGAUUUUUUUAAAACAUGUCGUUGCAAGAUCUCUGUCUGAUGGGUUUCCUUGUUAUAUAUAAUUGUUGCUGUUCAUUUCUGCUUAUUCCUCUUACGAUUAUCUCAGCUUGUAUGGAACCUGGCAGGAGAGAUAAGCCUGUAUUUGACAUCAACUGCUUCCUUUCUCACAGUCCUUGAUCUAUAGCCAACAGCAAUGAAAGCAACUCCAAAAGCUCCCAAUUUCACUCAAAUCAAAACUUAACAGGAAUAAUAUAUUCAUUGAUCUGUAAUUUUGAGGAGGUUUAGUGGUAUUAGUUAAUGAACUCAACCAAGCAUGAUGCAAAGUUUUUUGAAGGUUCUAUAGCACUAUGUGCAUUAAUUUUGAAUUCUCAACAUCCUGUCAAAAAAAGCUAAGUUUGGUACAUGGGAAGUAAUGGGAUAGUACUGUGCUUUUAAGCUUCCAGCCCUCUCCUUCAUAUAAGCAACCACCUUCAAUAAACACCCUGCCUUGCUAAAUAAAUGGUAUACCGGACUUUUAUCUUUCAAAAGGAUAGCUUAAACAUUACAGGCACAACAGAAUAACUAAUAUUUGGAGACAUCACACGAUCAGAUGUUAAUGACCGACCAGCUCCUCUGAAAGUAAUGUAUUUAAGUAAGGAUAGUUUUAAUGGAAAGUUCCAAGCUAAGAACAUGACCGAAACACACUUGGGUAUUUAUUGAAAAAUACGUUGUAGUUUCAUUGCUUCGUUUUUUUGUCUGUUUGAAACAAAGACAAAUGCUAUCUUGAGGCUGAAAUACUUAAAUAUGAAAUAAGCGACCCCUUCAAAUACAUGUAAGUAUCUCCCCCUCAAAUAAGCAUUCACUACAAAUAAGCACACCCUCCUGGGAUUAUUUCCAGAUCUGCAGAAAUCAAAUUAUUUGUCACUUUAUAAUUAUGUUACAUGCAAUAACCCCACGUACCUGAUGCAUGUUCACUUACUUAAAAUACACCCAUAGCCAAAAUUUGAAAACACUGUGUUUCUUAAGCUACAGUCUGAGCAGUACACAAUAAUGACAUCAUUUUCCUAAUGCAUCAUGUCAGUUUCACUGACAACAACAGUUACAGAGUCUGGUGCACCUCAUCAGUGAUACAUGUAGCAAACAGUACUUAUUGACUCAAGCCUCCAUUUGGUACCAGUCCUCUCAUUGGUGACCACCUCCCAUAAGCAACCAAAAAAAAAAACAGGAAAAUUUCCGCAACUGAAUCACAACAGCUGGAGUCUCUUGUGAAUGAUCCCCUCUCAUAAGAAACCAGAAUGACUGUUUUGGAUGUCAGAUGAUUUUAAAAUUUUCAAUUGUGUUUAUCCCCCUGUAGCAAACAUUUGAGGCAUUUUAAUGUUCAAUCUUUUUGUUUGCUGUAGUACUCAAAGCACAUGACAACAGGGAUGCAGGGGUAAAUACAACAAGUAGGCAGGGAAUAAAACAGCUAGGGAAUUCUUUUUGGUUCUAUUUUUUCUUCCAUUUUCUUACGAAAGUAGGCGAUGGCCACAUUCAUAGUAGCUGCAGGGGGAAAUCACCAGCCCCCACCAGUUAAUGACAGCCCUGGACACCUAUGAAACUACACAUAUUGUAGAUUCUAAAUUGCAUGCAAUGAGUUCUGUUCCAAAAUGUGGAUGUGUUGGGACCUCCAUCUUCUAGGAAGGGACCUAUUGUUGUUUGAUUCAAUAAGUAGCCACCUCCUUAUAAGAUGACCAGCCACUCAAUCAUAAUUUGUACUGUGAGUGCAUGGUCAUCAACAAGAAAUAGUUUAGACUGAAUUUAAAUGAGAAAGAGGAGACACUAGGAAAAAAAUUGUAGCUACUUAUUAAAAGCAGAAAAGAAACCCUUGAGUUCAUUUCCUUUUUCAGCAAGAAUAGGAUAAAGUUUAUUGUUCCUGAAUUUCUUAGAAGGUGCAAUUAAAUUUCCUCAAAUAUAAACAGCUUUCGAUCCUUAUGCUCUUUAAAUGUGUAAUAAUUAUUCUUUAAAAUACUAAUUGGUGACAAGUUUCUUUGUCGACCCUGGCCUUCAGUUCUACUUAUACAAUAUUGUGGAUAAAAAUUGAAAUAAUUACAUUGCUUAAGUACCAACAAUAUGAGUUGUUGACACAGUUAAUUGUUAUUGAAUGUAUUCCUCUUCCAAAAUAAGAUCAAAUGAAUGCACCCUUGUAUAACACACUGAGCCUAGCAUUUGUCAUUCUAUCAUAAUCUUUAAAUUGAAGGUUUCAGAAAAUUAAUACUGAGAUGAUACCAUUUGCUGCUACUCAUUGUGAAAUGACAAGGAAAACAACAUACACUGUAAUUUUGCAAAAUGUUUAGUAAGGAUUUUCAGUCACUAAUAACAAUUAUUCCACAAGGGCGCUUUGGAUAUGAGAUGGUAGAUAGCCAAUGAGGCGCCGAGUUGGCUAUAAUCAUCUCAUAUCCAACAAACGCAAGUGGAAUAAUUGUUUUUUUAAAAACGCCUACAAAAUAUCAAGAAUUCUUUGUGACCUUUACUGAUUUGUAAAAACAAUGACACGUACAGUUAAACCAGUGACACGUACAUCAUACACCAUGAUGGCUAAGACAAUCAGAGCUCUAGAACUGCAUUAUUUAUCCAAUGAUUCAGUUUUUAAUAAAAGCUAUAAUAGCUAAUACAGGAAUUAAAAGUAAAGUUUACGUUUAUUUUGGACCUGAUGAAUCUAUUGUUUUAAAGUAAAUGACAAAUCAGUGGCAGUUGCAAGUCUGCAUUGCAUGGAGGACAGAAAAUAGCUGCUGGUGUAUAAAAAGUUGGCACACAAUAGGCUACAAGUCCCAGCGACAUGACAUAGGGCCAUGCAGCUGCAGGUCACAAAUGUAACUUGUUGUUUGGAAAAAAUUCAUUCUGCUGCAAGGACAGAUUUUCUUAAAUAUAUUCUAUAAUUUAUUGUACGUGUCACACAAUCAAAGUGAAUUAGCACUGUGACCUGUCCCUGCAGACCUUAAAUGCACUGACUUGUCACCCAGUGUAACUAUGCCAGCAUCAAAUCGUAAAGAAAAGCUAAAAUCAAUUACCUCUGCUUGGAAUCAAACUCAGAACCUUUGAAAUCCUAAUAGACCAGAAGCAAUUGCUGCCACAGAAACCAUAAUUUUACUGAGAAGAGUUCUAUAGAUCAAAAAUCGAUGCAUCUAAACUGUCUGACAGAGAAUUCAAACUCCUUUCACAAAAUGGUUUGAAAUUAAUGGUCAGACAACUGACCUGUUGAGGCAACUUUGGAGAAUAUGAUUAAAACAGUACAGACCAUAAUAUAAAGAGCUUCCAUAACAUCUUUUUGCAAAUAUUGCAGGCUCUCUACUGAUGUGACGUGGUAUAAUAUAAUACUACCUCACAUUGCACGCUCAUCUCAUUCCAUGACAAUUAUAACCAUCCACCAAAGGCAAUUUUGCACUUGCCAGUGACCAGGUCAACUGGAUGAAAUGCCACUUAAAUAAGCUACGGGUGAAAAAUCUGCAUAGUUAAUAAUAUUGUCUACUAAUUAAAGAUUUUUUUAAUGCAGCUAACAACAUCUGCUCUAGAUUAAUUCUUUCAUUUUAAUUCUCUAAAAUUCACCUAUAUUGAUGAUAUAAUUUUGAUUUUUCCAUAGGUUAAUAUUUUUGUUAUUUCUAGAUGAUAAGAAGAACUGUCAAGACUUUUAAUUAACAAUUUGAAACCUGGUGCAUUAUUCCAGUACAGAAUUGGGAGCUUACGUAAGACAUAAAUAUGGUGAAAGAUUAACAGUUUUGGAUCUGAAAGGAGAAGGACUCUUCAGGGUACCUGAUGCAGUCACUGAACGGAGUGAAAUAGAGAUACAGAUACUUGUGCUGGAUGAAAAUAAACUGAUUGAAUUACCAGUAAGUAUCAACAAGCUGAAAAAUCUCAUCCUGCUAAACUUGAAAAAUAACAAACUCACCAACCAACCAAUUGGUUGGUUUACCUACCAGUACACAGAGGCUGACCAAGCUUGAAAAGCUGGACUUGGAUGAAAAUAACAGGGUCGUAACAUGGUAUAUCCGGGACCCAUUGAUCCCUAUUUUCUUGCCGUUAUUUUGAUCCCUGAGCCCCAUUUUCCCCCAAAUUUUGAUCCCUGAGCCCUGAUAAAAAAAUUGAUCCCAUCCAUGUUUUUACACAAAAGUUUAACGUAGACAACUUUGUUUAUCUCCAAAUAUAGAAUAUAGAACAUGCUCAAAUAAGCUGAUGAGAAAAUUAACAUUAACUUUAAUUUUUAGGGCAAGUUGUAGGUUCUAUCAGAGCUUUAAAGAUCAAUAUGAGUCAGCCUCUGUUUCUGCAUUAUUCUAUUUAAAACACUUUAAAUAUAAUGUUUGGCGAUACUAGACAAAUGAUAAAACCUGAUUUUCUUGAACGGGAGCUUUAGUAAGAUACACAAUGUAAGUUAUUGUUAAUAUACACAUUAAAAGUAGUCCACUUCCCUAAAGAUCUUGCGGCGGAUUCUUGAUUUUUUCAGAUGUAACGUUCAUCAAGAGUAUUUACAAGGUUUAUUUUCAGUGUUGCUCAUAUGAGCAAGGCCACCCGGAGGUUUAUAAGACAAUCACAAGAAAGCAUUGGAUUCGAAUAAGUACAAAAUUUUGGAUAAAAUUUAGUCAAACAGCAAACACAGCUAGCGCUGGUUGGUCCCCGGUUGAAUUAACGUCACUGUAAGGUACUUCUGAACUAAGGUCUUCCUCUAGCUUUCCAAUUCCUGUCCCGUAAGAACAUCUACUUGCCCAGAUAACUUGUCCAGUUAAUCAAUGUCCGAUCUGUGCAUGUGGGUAAGAGAUGUUUUAUUUCCAAAGGGACUCUUGCAACCAAAGAUUUCACGUCGGCCGUGUUACUGGUCUACAAUAUUGAUGUUAAGAAAGUGUUAAAGUUUGUCUCACGAUUCAGUCACUUAAUGAUGUAGAUCGCGACGUUUCAACUGCGUACUUCAAGAGUUGAUUGGAAAAAAUAUAGCCUGCAAGCAAGCUCUCCUAUUCGGGUGAGUGAAGGGAACUGAGCGAGAAGGCGCAAGAUGGAGAGGUUACUCGUCGGCUAGAAAAAAAUAACGAAAUUAAAACCAUUGUAGAUAAAAUCAUUGGAUAGAAAAAAAAAAAACGAAAGGAUUAACGCUUGAAUAAUAGAUAUUAGUAAAAUCCAACUAGUUGUCUAUUAUCAAUGAUGUGUUCUAAUUGGUUGAGCUACUACUAGGCUAUAUGUUAUAGCCCACUAGUAGCGAAAAGUGCGGGCUUUUUAGCGUCUAAAGUCUAGCUUUAACUAGCUAAAAUUUUUUUAUUCUCGAUAUUUUUGACCAACUAGUUGGAUUUUACUAAUACAAUUAUUCCUCUCGCCCUCAUGGCCUCUGAGUCAAUAGUCCUUGUACCAGUAUGACGUCAUGACUCGCGUCAGUGACGAAUGUGACACUAGAAAAAGCAACACUUAAAGACCUUGCCUUGCUAGUCUUCGUCGACUGGUCACACGUGAACUUAUAUGACUCAAGCUCUGGUUCUGGUUGGUCAAUUAUUAGCCACUGAGAUUGGUGCAUUUCUUACUCCGUUGUUUGUAUGAGCUUUUGCCUCACUGGUCCGGUGUCGUACGGAUCUCCUAUUGCUGUGUUUCUUGAUUAAGGGCAACCAAGCUUCUGGACUUUCUAUUCUGCUAUCCCCGUUGGUGUUGUGAGAGUGUAGUCUUAUCUGAAUUUCCUCUUUCACUCUGUGUGUGUUACAGUGAGGAUCACGAUCAAUUACCAAUAGCAAAAUACCGGCUUUACAUGAAGUAGAAAAAUUAAAUGAUGCAAGCCACAGGUUCUACAGUUUAACAGCUUUUCUGUUUCAAGCCCAUUAAUGGCUUUCCUGGCUUAAUAACUAUUGUAGAUUGUUAGGGGACAUAUCUGGUUGCAGGUCUUCCAGACCUACUCCUUCUAGCUUCAAAUCUAAUUGGCUCUGAAAAGUUGUCCGCCUGAGCUUGCUCACCUUCCUCUUCGUCACCACCUGACGCAGGUGAAUCAUCUGAUUCAACUGACCCCUGGAGCAAUGCAACUAGGCAUUUCUCUUCAAGGCAGCUCAAACAGAAGUUGUUUCCAUCUUUUAUUAUUUGAGCUUUCCCGAUGAUACACUUAGGUGAAUUUCUAUCGUCACGGUCCAGUCUAGUAUACAAGGGGAUCUUCUUCUGACUGUUUCAGCCAUCUCAAACCCAUAUGAUCUUCCAGGAAUGAGAUCUUUUAAAAAGAACUGCUUGGAAGAAAGGAAUGAUAUACCUCUUGUAAUUGUGCUUGAGAGCAACUACGUCGUCUUUUGAAUAAAUAAUCUCAUAUUCUUCGGCUGCGUCUUGAACUGUAGUUUGUCCUUCACUCCUGUAAACCUCUUUCAGCAGAUCGACUUCUCUAUGUGCCGACGCAUUCCCUCUGAACAUACUCAGAGUAAGUGGAAGUGUACCAGCUCUUUCUUUGGUCUCUUGUUCGUUGCUGUCCUACACCCCGACCGAAUUCUUUCGCAAAGCUCUGCAAUGCCUUCCUUUGUCGAUCCUUUGCCUCCGCGCUCGUUUCCUCGUCCAUAUCUUCCUUAAGGUUUACUCUUGCCGUGCGACUUUGGAAGCCAUUCCGGUUCCUUUGGACCCAGCUUUUCUGUGUAAUGGCUUUGAGGAUCGGUAUAAAAGAUAAACGAUGAUUGGUAGAAACCUCUCUAUUGAUUCUAAAAGGCAGCUGGGCCGCCGCGAUGCGUAGUCGCUCAGAGCGGGUGUUCUCACUCCACUAAAAAUGCAGGCUCCAAAUCUAAGGUGGUGAUACCUUUCGGGGCCGACCAUUACAUACGCCGAGGCCGAAUAGCCUAAAGGGCCGAAAAAAUUCUUGUAGAUCAAUAUUGUCGCUAAAGUCUGUACAUUUUGUGUAAAACAAAAUUGCUACUGCACGAAUGAGGUUCGAAAAAAAUCUUGCAUGAAAAAAAUAACCCAUCCCCAGCUCAAAAAUCAAAUAGUGGGCCCCUUACUGGUGGCCCUUCAUGCUGAGUGCUAUAAUAUAUUAAAUUCCUGCAGACUCUGCUACAUCUACCUAGUCUAAAACAUUUCUUUCACCAAUUCAACCGUUUAUUUCAUAAAAAAAACACUAAAGAAAAUAAACUAUAAAGGCUUUGUUACUUUUAUGUCACCGAGGUAAGUCUCUGGUGUUCCACUCAUUUUCACUAAUUCUGUAACACUGUAAUUUCAGACUAUUUACUAUACAAGCAUUUAUCGUUUAUACAGUAAUGUAAUGCGAUGUGUCCUUUACUUUCCAGACCCAAUACUAGUACUGGUAGGUGAACCGAUCUCGGUUUCUCAUCAGAGUUCGAGAUAACCCCCCUAAAGCUCCAUGCAAUUAAAGCAGAUUUGUUAAAUUGCGAGAAGGCAUUUAUUUUGCAACAAAGCGCGCGAAUUCAUUGUACUUUUGUAUUCUACUUUUGAUGUCGAUUCUUAUUAUCUAAGUACUUUUAAGGGUUAAGUUACUGGUCAAAAAAUACGAACCUCGAUUUAUGGUCGCCUUGUGACUUACUUGAGGCGAUGAGGCAAUUGGGACCUAUACAGUCCUAUACAGUAAAUUCCGCUUUCAAUGAAUCGGUUUGUCUAUUGUCCUGGCGGUAUUGAUAUGUUUGAUCGGCCGAAAAACUCUAUGCUUGGACCCUUGCCAGGAGUAAAUCAAAGAAGUACUUACGUACCUUUCCCCUUUCACAGGAUUUCUUUUUGUCCUUUUUCUUCCUCCCCAUUUCUCGCAAAAAAAAGAUAUGUAUAAGUCGCUUUCUCUGCCUUCUGGCGUUGACAGCGUGCUGAGGAGUUGCGUUACAAAGCGAGAAAAGUGACUUGAGAUUCAUAUUACGGUGCCCUCACGACUUAAUGAUAAAUUAAGAAUAUGAUACCGUGUUUUCGUCAAACAACCAGGACUUCGUAUGACUGGAACUGCCGCCAGCCGGAAGCAAGAAUAGGUAAUGUACCUCGGACAGGAAAUUCUAUGGACACAAACCUUAUUAUGCGGAAAAAUAUUGUGAUAAGAGAUUUUUAGGCCGUGUAAUAAAUCUGAUCCCUGAUUCGGGCUCAAAAGCCUUGUGAUCCCUGAUCUCAUUCUUCUGAGCCCUGAGCCCUUUCCUCUGAGCCCUGAUCCCAAUCAAAUUUUGGGCUUCGAGCCCUGAGCCCAUAUACCAUGUUACGACCCUGAAAUAAACUAAGUGAACUACCUGCUGAGAUUAGUGACCUCAGGGAGCUGAGGGAGCUGAGUAUGAGUAACAACCAGUUGGUUGGUUUACCUACCAGUAUACAGAGGCUGACCAAGCUUAAAUUGGCUGUACUUGAGUGGAAAUAAACUAACUGAACUACCUGCUGAGAUUAGUGACCUCAGGGAGCUGAGGGAACUGUGGGUGAGGAACAACCAGUUGGUUGGUUUACCUACCAGUAUACAGAGGCUGACCAAGCUUGAAAAGGUGGACUUGAGUGGAAAUAAACUAACUGAACUACCUGCUGAGAUUAGUGACCUCAGGGAGCUGAGGGAACUGUGGGUGAGAAACAACCAGUUGGCUGGUUUACCUACCAGUAUACAGAGGCUGACCAAACUUGAAGAGCUGGACUUGAGUGGAAAUAAACUAACUGAACUACCUUCUGAGAUUAGUGACCUCAGGGAGCUGAGUGUGAUACGUAAUCCUUUAACUGUUGACGCAGUAAGACGUGCCUUAAUGUUAAGGAGGAAAUUAAAGGGGUACUUGUACGUGGUGUUGUAGGUUAGCACAGCGGAUAUUGUAGUUAUUUGUAUUGUAGUUUAAAAAAAACCGAGAUAAAAUUCCACUAUUUGCCUAGGAAAGGGAAGUCAGGUUUUUUUUUUUCAGUUAGCGGGGGUUUCGCGAAUUCAGUGAGAGUUUGAUAAAUUAAGAUAUGUUUCGGAACCAGUCCAGACUAUUUCCUGACUCCGCAGUGUUCUAGCUUAAAAAGCAAACAUUCAUGGUCGACCAAGUGGAAAGCUUUCUUCAAGUCAAUAAACAGUCAACUCCUGUAAUCAUUUGCCUAUCCAUGUGUUCCAAAAUAUAAUCAGUGAGGUAAACUACCGCAGUUUCAGUAGAGUGCUUCUUUCGAAAACCCGACUGGAAGUCUGACAAUAAGUCAUGUUCUGUCCAAAAAGCCAAGAUAUUGAACUUGAAUAGCGCGCUCCAUAAUCUUUGACACCAGGGGAAGAACUGAGAUUAGUCGGUAAUUAUUGACAUCGUUCCUUGCUCCCGAUUUAGAAAUGGGUGUUACUCUUGCAUCCUUCCACUCAGCAGGAAUAAGUCCUGUUGAAAUAGUAAGGUCAAAAAAGCCAAGAAUUGAACUUGAAUAGCGCGUUCAUAAUCUUUGACACCAGGGGAAGAACUGAGAUUAGUCGGUAAUUAUUGACAUCGUUCCUUGCUCCUGAUUUAAAAAUAGGUGUUACUCUUGCAUCCUUUCCACUCAGCUGGAAUAAGUCCUGUUGAAAUAGUAAGGUUAACCAGAUACGUGAUCGGUUUAGCUAUAACUGGAGCUGCAUUCUUCAAAAGUCUUGCAGAAAUACCAUGAUCAGGACCCGGGGCUUUAGUCAACUUGCCAGUUAGACAGCUCCUUCUCAAACUCAUUAAUAAUUCAUCAAGUGAUAAACCAAUUGCGUGUCCGCAUUUAGGUCACAUGGAUGCACCUUGAUACAGCGUGUUUGGAUAUCCAAACACGUGUGUUUGGAAAUCAGUUAGAAAACGCAAUACACAACUUAAACAAAGCUUUAUUACUUCAUUUCUGCAUCUAAGCUUCGACGAAAAAUAGCAAACCUGAAAAGCAGUAAAUUAUAAAUUUCGUAAACAUUCUAAGUUUCUAUAUCACAUAAAGCACACUAGAUUUUUAAGGGAAAAGCCCUGGGGACGAGGUUGCAUACAAGGAACGAGACGGAUAGCGACCACCGUUCUUAUUGGUAACUUCUUGGACGAACUUUGUGAGCCAAUAGUUUAGGGAAAGACUAUCCAGGUCCUCCAACUUCUCUUCGAAACUUUGCACACGGUGAACAUCAUAAUCUUUGAACACACUUCCCGCGUCAAGUAUACAGAAUUUUUGCUCGCGCGCUGCUUUCCAAGUUCUGAAAACUUCAACGGCCCACUUGUCUUUAUACUGUGUACUUUUAGGCUUGGACUGUACAAUUCAAUUCAAUUCUUUAUUCACACUAUACAAGAUAUUUACAAAAGUGUACAUAGUAGGAAAAUAAAGUAGCUACAAAUAAUAAUUAACUAAAAGAUAUUACGCAAUAUUGGGCGGUCUAAACCGGCAAGAUUCAUCCUCAGCUAACCCGUCCAUGUUUCGGAACUAGCAGAACGCCACUGAAUGCAAAUUGUGACUACUUGAAAUAAACAAGCUUCAGUUGUGAAAAACACGGACAUUAUCAUCACAAACUAUGCCCUGAUUAAACAAAAGAAGGCAAAAAUCAUAUGCUUAUGUGAUUCUUGCUUUCUUUUGUUCUUUUGUUUUCUUUUUUCUUUUGUUUGCAAUUAGGCGCCGAUUGAGAAGCCAUUUCAAAAACUCGUGCUUCGUGGUUUACCGGUGUUUCCAAACACUCGAAAACUAUAAAAGCCCUCGGCCGUUUCAUCAGUUUUCUCGUAUGUGCAAAACCCGGUAAAACACUCGCACUCGUUUUUGAAAUAUUACUUCAAAACAAAGUUACUUGACACCUUUUGAAAAACAAAGUUUUGCGCAACUCUAAGAGUUAAAAUAUCGGGCAGCCUAGUCUUACUUUUGUAAUGACCACACAGUUUCUCAACAACUGACGUGAAAAACUCAUUAAAGCUAGUAGCCGUUAAAUUUUCAGAGGCUGGAGCAUUCGCAGUUUUGUGUUGCUUCUUGUUUGGUAUAAGCACGUUCAGAGUUUUCCACAAUUUACGCGAGUCCUGUUUUUCACAUAGCUGAUUUGAAUAAUAACUGGCUUUUUCCUUACGAAGUUUCAUCGACACAGCGUUACGCAACCUUUUGUAGCUGCUCCAGUGAAGCUCUUUGUUAGUUUUAAUGGCUUUUUUGUGAUGAUAAUCGCGCUUUUUCAUCAAGUCCUUUAUAGUAGCAGUGAUCCACGGUAAAGAUCUCCCGCGUACACGACGAUUGACUACUGGAGCAUUAAGGCCGAUACACACGAGGGGUUUUGCUCCCGGAGCAUGCUCCAGCGGCACGCUUCGGGAGCAAAGCUCCUCCGUGUGUACCAACGAUUUCAUGGGUAUACUUCAUCCUCGCGAACAGAAUUUCCACCCCGCAAAAUGCUCCACGAUAUUUAACCGGUUAAAUAUUUGGGAGCAAGCUCCCGGAGCAAAUUGAGCGAACUUGAAAACGCUCCCUCGUGUGUACUGACACGUGCAAAAUGAGCCUGGAGCAUGCUCCGGGAGCAAAACCCCUCGUGUGUAUCGGCCUUUAGGGUUUUCCGAUUUAGCGGAAGUUCGAGCCAUUUUUCCGAGGUGUGAGAUUGAUCCAUUAUACUGUAAAAGGUCAUCUCGAUUUUUUUCGUUAUAAGUAAAUCUUUGCAUGAAGUCAUUGCUUAUGCAAAAUAUCUGGCUCGUAAAAGGAUGAAUGAGCACAAACAUGGUUGGUAAUUUCUUUUUUUUUUAAACAAGAGGAGUCAUUUGCAGUAUUUGCGUCUAGCAGUCGCAUUUGGCCGAUACACGUACGCUGCAAAUAAAUUCACACUCGGUGCUAACGGUUUUUAAAAGUCGUUUAAAAGAUAAAGCAUAUACGCUAACAAGGAAAAAAGUAAACAAUCUGCCUUUGUUUGCUAGAUGAUAUCGUGGGCAGGGAGGGAAUCUCUCACUAUAUCUGAUUUUUCUUCAUUAACCUGCGAUCAGCAGGCGGUCCUUAGAUUUUCUCAUUUUCUUUGGGAGGCCUGAUCGCGGGUUAUUUCUAUAUUUGCUACGUCAAACGUAAAGAAGAAUCGUUUUCAUUGUCUCAUCGAGUGCCAUAUAAAUACGAUAAUUUAUAAACAGAAAAGGAACAACCUUGUAUAUCUCCUCUCCUAUAAAUUGGGAAAGACGGCGGGAAGUCUCCAGGCAUCGUAUCUUGCAAUUUCGUCUACUUGUGGAUAUCUAUUCGACUCUGUGCAUUUUGUAGGUUAGGGUGAGGGUUGAAAACUAUGGCAAAAGCUCAAUAAAUUAAUACAAACGGCAUAAUGUGCAAUCAUAGUUAUUGGUGCAAUCCAACUAACUAAGCGAAUGCAAAUAUUUUUUGACACUGGCGCGAAAUUCCAUGAGUUCCCACUAAGGUGCGGAAUUGCAGAAGAAAGCCUCAUAAGAAAUUAAUAUCUCGUUGUUUGAAACAAGUUCACCAUGAAAAGCAGUUUUGACUGGCCUUAAGGAAUAUUCUACCCUAAAGGGUUUGAUAACGUUAUUACGAAUUGACCAAAAAGCACUGUAUACAUUUCAAUUGUCGUUUUAGAAAGGUAAAGUAAAGUGGAUCACACACAGAUAUUUCUCCAGUGGAAACAGUUAUCCACCUUUCGCACAACUGGGCCCUGUACCUUAGUCAGGACGGGUAUACUGUGUCGUGGCAUGGAUACUUAAAGCUAGCUAUAUCAAUUUUCUCUUUGGUUUUGUAAACUAGGUGGCUGAACUUUGAGAAAGUCAUCAACGCUUUGCUUUCCAAGCCAGUUUAUUACCUGAGUAUAACAAAGCUACGGACCCAUGUUAAGGAGAAUUGCUUCGUCGAUGAUGAGGAAGAGUUUACCACCAUGGUGAAUUUCUAUCAUGACCUGGGAAUAAUUAUCGAGCACCGUAGCACAGUCAUCUUGAGUACCCAGUGGCUGAUCACUAUUCCAGAUUUUACGAAAAUGGUAAGAAAUACAAUUUAACGUGUUUUUAAACUUGCCAUAUUUUAUAACGGACCCCAUUUUGGAUGACAUCGCGGAUGUGAAACCGUGCCGUAACAAAUAAAAAUGAUUAUGUCUCGUGCAUUGCACGCUAGCUUUCGUGUGUGUCAUCAGCACAAUCUACCUUUAAAGGGGUGCAAUGGAAGUACAUUGCAUGACUUGUAGAAUUAUCCUCAAAUGUAGUCUUAAAGGAACGUCUCGCAACAGAAAAGAGUGGAAAGAUACAUAUAUAUAUACGUAUGCUAAAACCAGCGACUCUUUAUGUCGACCAAUCAGAACGCGCUUUUAUAGUUUGUGGAAGUGAAAUUUGGACCGUAAGAAUUUUCCGGCGAGUAAACCAAAUGCAGGAUUCUGGCAUUUACCUGGCGCUUUAAAGAACAUUCUAUAUAUUUAAAAUCUGAGGUCUGUUAAAAAGGUUAUGAUCUUUUUUCGCCCCCCAGAGAGAUUUAUUCACAGUUGUACUUUCUAGGCAGUCUUUCGUAACUUCCAUUUUAUAUGUGUCCUCACACAAAUCCGCAAAUUACAAGGAGAAAAGUUUUCCUUGAAUGUUUACUUAAAAUGUUAAGGAGUUUAUUUCUUUUAGAGAACUUGCUAAAACUUAUUAAUAUAACAUUUAAAAAAGUAAAAUGAUCCUGGAAGAAAGCUAUUUUGAAUAGUUUUGUGAUCAUUCAAUCAAUCAAAUCAAUCAAUCAAUCAGUCUUUAUUCUUCGUAAGAUACGUGUAAUAAAGUGGCUAAAGCCAGUAUUUAAUGGAGAAUAAACCUAUCAAGUUAUAUAUAUACACGCGUCUAUUGAUUACAAAAAGCAGGGCAGUGCGGUUCUAAUUACAAUUAGGUGUGAGGAAAAACUAAUAGAGUGUUGUUUUUGAGUCAAUUGUUCCUAAGGUAAAACUUGUUUUCGUGGCGGCACUUGGAAAUCAGUUCUGAUCUUUUAUUUAGGAUUCUGUCGGGGUUUGCAGUAAUGAUCAUUAGUUUCUUCGUAAGAUAAAAAGAUAAUUCGUAAGAUAAAAAGACAUAUCUUAAGUUACAUCAGCAGUUAGGAUUCUAAAAAUACAUACGACAUACUGUAUACAAGUAAUAGAAAGAUCAAAGAUUAUAUCUAAAAAUAAGCCUAUUUACAAAAACAUUCUUAAAUGUAUCGGUCUUUAUAUCCGGGCGAUGAGCACUUUUGUUUCUGAGUUGUUACUUUGUUUCUUUCUAAUCUUCGGAAUGAUGUUACUAAGCUGGAAAUCGGGAUCCACUGAACGUACCUUGAAAAGCUUAUCUGCCUUUUGUAAAAUUUCUCGAAUGUCCAUUCUCUUAGUCGCAGAAAUCUUACUCCAGACUGGCAUUUCAAAGAACCAGCUGAUUGUGAGAUCAUUUGUGAAAGACAAACAAAGAUUGAGGGAGUUGUUUUGUGAAGUCGAUCUGGCCAUCAUGCCAUCAAGAACUGAGGGGUUUGGUUUGACAGGAUUGGAGGCCAUGUCAGCUGGUCUUCCCAUUUUGGUUAGUGGAAACUCCGGAUUUGGAAAAGCACUGCGCGGUUUUCCAAUGGGUGAGUCAUUUGUGAUUGACUCUGAUGACCCUAAGGAAUGGGCAUAGAGAAUUGCAUAGGGUGAACAGAUUAGACCGCUUUUUUGUAGUGUAAUCUCGUUAAAAUGAAGUGGAAUAAAUAAUGUUCUCUCUAUCUCGUGAAUAAAAUGCGGUUGAAUCUCAUUGAGAUAACGCCACGAGCUAUUUUUACGUAGUAUUUAGUACAUCCAUUUAUAUAAGUUGUUGGGAUCAUACCCUUAUAUUGACAUAGAUUAGUCUAAAUUGUGUGUGUCAUGUCUUUAUUUGGUCAUGAAGACACCUGGACUUAAAAUCACUGAAUCACGAUGCCCUCAUUGUCCACUGCAGACAUCUUAGGUUGUCUUCACACUAUGCGGUAUAGUUUUUUGGCGGGCACGAGAAUCAUACCAGAUGGGGUUUCAGUUCACACACAAGAACGGUGAUUUCGGCGCGAUUUCUUUAACGCGCCGAUGCAGCUGUCUCUUUCGUAACGGUCGCUGCAAUUUUUUACACACUAAGAAAAUUUUUUAUCUGUUAUUUAGAGUGUUUCUAUAAACAAGAAAGAAAAUCGUAACCCAGGGUCAAAGCGGGACCUCGAACCCGGACCUGUCGCAUCCUAAUCUCUCUCCCUUACCACUAGACUACCCCACCGACCAAAAUGCUGAAAAAAUUUAAGUACAUACACUGACAAACUGUCUUUCUUAACUGUUACAUCAAUAACAGGUGACCCUAGCCCUUUCCAUAAAUUUUAACGAAAAUUCAACUUGGCUGCAACGCCGUUUUCUAACACUAUUCAAAAACGUAUUAUUUGCCUUUUUGUAACUAAAUGCAGGGAAUAUAUUACAUCUAUCAUGACUAAAGGCUUUGUUACUAAUGCUGGCAUCGACCGUUAAAAAUGGAAAAGACUGAUUACGAAAGGGAAUGAGGCCGUGCCGAUCUCUAAAGUGGAGAGUCACAUAUCGGAUAGAUGUUCACACUAUACUGGAUGGCUUCUCGUAUCGUCACGAAAGCUUAUCUGGUAUAGUAUGAUCAUAGCUUUAUUGUUCUGGUUCCGUUUUACUGAUUCUUGGUUGCCAAAGGAGAUAAAGACGUCAUCGACGUUAAUUUAUUCCACUUCAAAGUAAAGACUUCUAACUGGUGUGUCCUUAAUACUACUGAGGGGGACAUAUUAUUUCUAGUGCCGAUACUAAUGGUGUCGUCUUAUAAAGAGCUGACAGCGCAGCUGCCUGAAUAUAUACCUUCUACAAAAGCACUCUACAUUUUUCUCUAUUAACUACAGUAUUUUCUUUUUUUCUUACAGCCGGAUGGGACAGAACUGUUUCAUUUUGUUGAUGGAUAUCCAUCUUGGGAUGCCUACCUCACAAGUAUGAUGGCAGAUGGUAUAUGGGGUGAUCACGUGAUUCUACACGGCGCAGCAAACUACUUGCAAACGUGCAUCCAUGUGAUCAGCAGUCUUCCGCAUCGCCAUGACGUA